ACUCGAGUCAGUCGACUACUUUGUCCCUCUGACCCUCUCUUGAUAGCCCAACAAAAAACAUAGCGUUUGUUCACAGAUCAUUCAUUAUUUAGUUGUCUGGCUGCAUAUCCUUAAGGACGAGUUAACAAGUUAUCCAGAUAUCUAAAAGUUCUUUGAGGUCAUGCAGCUGGUGAUCCGCCCGUUCCGUCCCUUGGACAAGGACGCAGUACGCACUCUGUUCAGCAUCGGCAUCAAGGAGCACAUCAGUCCAUGUUUUCACAACGCCAUGACCAGCCCUUUUCACCGUGCUGUCACCCUGGCCCUGUUUGCCAUUGGCUAUCUCCUUGGCUCUAACAUAGGUGUCUUGGUGUUACCUGGAGUUUGGGUGGGCCUUGUCUACUACUGUUGUCAUGAGCUGUAUGCUAGCUUUGUCAAGGGGAAACUCCGCACAGACAUGCAGGACAUCCCUGGGAAUUAUCAGAGCAAACCAGACGACUGUUUCUUGGUGGCUGAGGCUGAGGUUGAUGGGAGGCCUCAAAUCGUGGGUAUGGUGGCUGUACUGGCCAAACAAAGUGGAAAUGAGAAACAUGGGGAACUGUUCAGGAUGAUCAUCUCACAGUCAUGCAGACGGAUGGGUCUGGGCGUCAGGAUGGCUCAGACUGUGGUUGACUUUUGUAAAGAACAAGGUUUCUCCAAAGUGGAGCUGGAGACCAGUUCAACUCAGACUGCUGCAAUUGCUCUGUACAAGAAACUGGGGUUCAAUACUGUCCUCUCACAUACUGAAACACACGCUCCCAGCUGGAUUGUAAAACUGACCAUGGUCACCAUUUUAAGAAUGGAAAAACAGCUGUAGUCCUGAGCGUGCCCAGUGAUCCUCUGGGUGAUGGUUCUCUUCAUCAGUGGUCAAGUUUUUUCAUCAGUAACGCUUGACUGAAACCAAACUUUGUAAAUUGUGUUUCAUGAAAACAAUUGCCGUUUGAGCAAUGAAUCAAAACAAACCAAAGUGUCAGGUGAAGGCAAGUAUUCAGAUUCUUUAUAAAAGUAUAAGCGCUAUCAAAGUUAUCUGGUUAAGUUAACUACAUGCAAAAAAUAUGUUAUGCUAUAUGCCAUGUUAAAUAUGUUAUGCUACCAAAUUAAGAAAAAUGGGCCCUGUAACUGUUAUUGAUAUAUUAUACAAUAAAUAUUUGAGCAAUGGUGAAAAAUGCCCUUCAAUUUACCGAGAGUCCAAUGUUACCAAUUCCCUACGUUAACAUAUAGUCAUAAUUGAAAUGAAUAAAAUCCGAUUAAAAUGAUGAAAAUAGUAAAAGAGGAAAGCCACAAUCUUCAAAAUGUAAGCAGCUGGACCUCUGAAACAAACAAAAAGUCUUAAACAUGGUUGAAUAAUUUUCCAAUUUAUGGCUUUCUAAUUCAGCAUUACUUUUAUAAAAUAAACUGUUGGGUAGUUUAACUCGAUUUAAAACACUUCUUGUAUGUUUUAUAUGCAAAAAGAAAAAGUUUUAGGUUAACUUUUUUUUUCUGACUACAAGGUCGUUUGACAAGUGGUUACUAAUGUAUGAUUUGAUUGUUUCUCAUAGUGUUGAUCUCCUUUGGAUUGUCUUCAGCAGACUCUGCGACCUAGGACAAUGUUUCUCCUCUGGGUUUAAACAUUAACUUCUCUGAACGAGGCCGAUUCUGUUGUAUUUUAAGCUGCCUCUUAGGUCCUUUGGUAACUGUGUUUCAUUUGAGAUUGUUAGCUCUCUUCUACACGUUCUCUCCUGUAUGGUGAAUUUUAGUUCAUGGCGGAUGUUUCACCUAUUAACAGCUGCAUUCACACAUUAGCUCACCCAUGGUUUCUGGUGCACUUUUGACUUUUAUCUAUAGGGGCUAUAAAGAAACGGUCAGCAUAAAUAACAGGGUUCACAAAUACGCCUCUUUGCGUUCACACACACUUUGGACAAUGUUGAGAAAUGUUUUUAGGAGUACAGUUACUUAUUAAAGGUGCUUAUGUAUGAUUAUACUGACCCUAUGUUGAGUUCCUUGACGUUGGUAAAUCAUUCAGCAUGUGCAAAUCCAUUCAAGAACAAACUCCUUCUGAAGGUCAUUCCUUCAUCUUGUUCUUUCUUCUACUUUAUGCCUUGAGGAAAAUUAUUUCAUGUUUAGAAUUGUUCUUUCACCGUUGACUCUGUUGCCAAAUUCAGUGAAAGAUUCUUCUCUUGUUUUAUCCUACUUAAUCUAAAGUCAGUGUGAAUGUUUCCGUCACUGAAAGUCUUUUCCCUAUAUUGUGUGUAAGACCAACCUGUGUAAAUGUUGUUAAAAUUAUGCCCUGUUGACUGAUAAUUGUUGUAAUUUAGAUUAGUUUUAUGAGAAUACACCUGUGAUUUUCUUUAACAUAUGACUGUUUCUUGCACACACGCACACACACAUCCUCACACAAGCUGUGUGAGUAGCACUCCAGUCUUUUAUCUUAGUGACUUUCUUGUAAAUGACCUUUGACUGAAUUUUGGACCUGUUUUUAAAUUGUACUUACUCUUAUUUUGAACUUUUUCCAAGUAAACUUUUGUUGAACUCUAAACCUUUCGAACAGUCGGCUGUAUGGCCUACACAAAUAGACUAAGAAGAAUAUGGAAAAUUCUGACAACUCAUAUAGAUAUUUAUCUCUAUAUGUGUAUGUGUGCUCUCCGUCAGGAAGCUGGUAUAUUGUUUUUUACUCAGUCAGAUCUGUUGUCAGGAUGAUUGAUUGCAAGUGUGAAACCACUUCCUUUCUAAGAUGUUCUACCUGCUUGAUGAAGGUUUUCUACUGAAACACUGCUAAUAAAAUUAUAUUUACAAGUUAGACAGUGUGCUGGGGUUUACUUGAAAGUUUUCAUUCCAGCAUCUUGUAAUUUGCCGUGGUGGAAAGUAACAAAACUGCACUAAAAUGUUCUUUUCACGCUGUUUUUCAGGAAGGUUAACCUGAAGUCUGUUUUUUUUUUUUUUCUACUUUAAACUUUUACUCCACAUCAUUUUCAAAAUAACUAUUCUACUGCAUUCAGACAUGCCUGGUUCUAUGAGGGUGCAAGAGGUUGCAAUGCACCCUCAUUUGAAAUUUCUGCACCCUCAAUUGAAUAGACAAAACAAAAAUAAAAAUGGUAAAUAAUCAAGGCUUUCAAAUGA
Labrus bergylta (ballan wrasse) is the source of this 3111-nucleotide messenger RNA. RefSeq names its product N-acetyltransferase 8-like 2 (gene nat8l2). Gene Ontology annotation, molecular function: N-acetyltransferase activity. NCBI's taxonomy places the organism in Eukaryota, Metazoa, Chordata, Actinopteri, Labriformes, Labridae. The record is from RefSeq and is a predicted model, not a curated record.